Molecule: messenger RNA, 2511 nt
Organism: Trypanosoma cruzi
Lineage: Eukaryota; Euglenozoa; Kinetoplastea; Trypanosomatida; Trypanosomatidae
Product: trans-sialidase, putative
Exons: 1
Coding region: 1-2511 (836 amino acids)
Biological process (GO): ganglioside catabolic process; oligosaccharide catabolic process
Cellular component (GO): membrane; cytoplasm; intracellular membrane-bounded organelle
Molecular function (GO): exo-alpha-sialidase activity
Source: RefSeq, a predicted model, not a curated record
AUGAUGGUGCCACUCACUGUGGAUGACGGUGCUUAUUCUUUCACCCAUAUUUUAUUAGCCUGUUUUUAUUCAUUUCUUUUCACUCUCUUACGAAGAAAGAAAACAAGCGCUAAUCGCUACUGUGAAAUUCGAAGGCACCAAAAGGACCAACAGCACACACACCGCCCACACACACAUAUUUGUAUGCUCUCACGUGUUGCUGCAGUGAUGGCACCCCGCACACACAACCGUCGCCGCGUGACCGGAUCCAGCGGGAGGAGGAGGGAAGGAAGAGAGAGUGAGCCGGAGAGGCCCAACAUGUCCCGGCGUGUGUUUGCUUCCGCGGUGCUGCUCCUCCUCGUCGUGAUGAUGUGCUGCGGCACUGGUGGAGCUGCAGCCACUGAUAAUGGGACUUCAAGUCUGAGAUCUUUACCGAAAACAUAUUUUUUUUGGAGAGAUAAGAAUGAAGGAGAAACAGUGAGUUCUUUACGUGUUCCAGUUCUUGUUGAGAUGAAUGGUGGCGUGUUUGCCGUUGCCGAGGCGCAGUUGAAGGAUGAAAGCGGUUUUACUGGGAUUGCCUCGGAGCUCCUGGAGUGGACCGAUAAAGAAUCAAAAGAAUUGGAUACAACCAAACUGAAGACACAAGUACUGGAGAAAUUUCAGGUUGAACAAGGGGAGUUUCCUUUCCUAAACGUUACUCAGAAUGCCUCCCAAAACCGGACGAAAGUACGUGUGAGCCGGCCAACAACAGUUGUGAAUGGGAGUGUUAUUUACAUGUUUGCUGGAACCUACAGUUUUGAAGUUACUGAUAAGGCAGCUGAUAACGCAGCUGCAGCAGCUAAAUGGGGACUUUUGGUGGCUGUGGGAAACGUCAGUAAUGAUGGGAGCAGCGGUAAAAAAAAGAUUUAUUGGAAAGACGCUUCCGUUAUCCCGUGGACUGAGUUUGAAAACCAACACAAAUCCUUGACAGGGCUGAUUGGCGGCGGUGGAUCGGGUGUUCAGAUGAAGGACGGUACGUUUGUGUUCCCGAUGGAAGGGACGAAGGAUGGAAAGGUCGUUUCGCUGAUCAUAUACUCCUCAGACAAUGCGAGUGGGAAUCUGUCGAAGGGGAUGUCUGCCGAUGGCUGCAGUGAUCCCUCCGUCGUGGAGUGGAAGGGAAAACUCAUGAUGAUGACUGCGUGCGAUGAUGGCCGCCGCAGGGUGUACGAGUCCGGUGACAAGGGGGAGUCGUGGACGGAGGCCCUCGGGACACUCUCGCGCGUGUGGGGCAACAACCAAAAGCGACAUGAGAAGGGCGUUGGAAGCGGUUUCAGCACAGCGACGAUUGAGAACAGGGACGUGAUGCUCGUUACUCUGCCGGUGUAUUCAAACAGAAAGGGAAAAGAAAAGCGUGAACUUCAUCUUUGGCUGACGGACAAUACGCACAUUGUUGAUAUUGGGCCGGUGUCCGGUGAUGAUGACGCUGCCGCCAGCUCCCUGCUGUACAAAAGUGCUGGAGGUGGAAAUAAUACUAAUGAGAGGUUGAUUGCACUGUACGAGAAGAAGGGCGAUGGGAACUCAUCACUCGGCAUGGUCUCUGUGCGUCUGACUGCGCAGCUGAAGCGGGUGAGGGAGGUGCUGGCGACCUGGAAGGAAGUGGACGGCCGUGUCUCCAAGCUGUGCCCUUCAACUGCUGCGAAGAAUCCUUCAACUGGCAGUGGCUGCAGCGCUGUUAAGACCACGGAUGGGCUGGUUGGCUUUUUUUCCGGCAACUUCUCUGAUAACACAUGGAGGGACGAGUACCUCGGGGUGAACGCCACAGUAAAGAAAGGAACGAAUGGGGUGGCAACAGGGUAUGCGGAUGGAGUGACGUUCCAUGGAGCGUGGGCGGAGUGGCCUGUUGGCGCGCAGGGGGAGAAUCAGCUGUACCACUUUGCGAACCACAACUUCACUCUUGUGGCGACGUUGUCCGUCCACGGUGAACCGAAGGGAGAUACCCCCAUUCCAUUGAUGGGUGCGACGAUGAAUGACAACAAGAAGACUGUGCUCCUGGGACUGUCGCACGACAAAGAGGGGAAGUGGCAGUUGCUGUGCGGUGGCAAAACGACCAAGGAGCUCCGCAGUAAUUGGGAGCCAGAGACAACACACCAAGUGGCCAUUGUGCUACGGAACGGCACCCAGGGCUCCGCGUACGUCGAUGGUCAGCGUGUGGGAGAUGCGUCAUGUGAAUUGAACAACACGGAUUCGAAAGGAAUCUCCCACUUCUACAUUGGAGGGGAUGGAGGCAGCGCAGGGAGCAAGGAAGACGUGCCUGUGACCGCGACGAAUGUCCUGCUGUACAAACGCCCGUUGGAUGACAAUGAGAUCCGCGUCCUCAACGCAAACAAAAUUUCUAUUCCAAAGCUGACAGAUCUGAAAACAGUGGCGGCAGGAGCAACGGGUGUCGGUGCCGCUCGCCACUUUGGGGCAAAUGGUGAUGGCAGCGCUGUUUGCGGAGGCGGACUGCUGCCGCUGCUCCUUCUGCUGGGACUGUGGGGGAUUGCCGCUUCUUGA